AUGGAUUGUAGAAAAUUUGAAAUAACUCUAAUAUCAGCAAGUGAUCUUGAAGAUGUUCGUAAGCUAUUCAAGAUGAAAGUUCAUGCUAGGGUUUCCAUAGGUAGCAACCCUAACACCGAAAAACGGUCCCCAACGGACAAGCAUGGGGAGAUAAAUCCGGCAUGGAACUUUAGUAUGAAGUAUACAAUCUCAGAGUGGAUGAUUCAGUAUCCAAAUGACAUGUUAGUGAUUAAGUUAUACUGCAAGAGGAAGCUCGGAGAUCGAUAUAUCGGUGAAGUUCAUAUGUCUAUGAAGGAGCUAUACGAGUAUUCGUAUGCUAGUGGAGGUAGUGCUAUCAUGACUUGUCCUGUACAUAAGGGUUGCGCUCAAUCUCAAGGUGUUUUGAGGUUUUCGUAUAGGUUUGGUGAAAGAGUUACCAUUGAUAAGUUAGUCUUGGCUGAGAGCAUUGCUGGUUGGAGUAUGUGUUAA
Messenger RNA from Solanum tuberosum (potato), 468 nucleotides. Its product is annotated as protein SRC2-like. The record is from RefSeq and is a predicted model, not a curated record. The coding region runs from base 1 to 468 and encodes 155 amino acids. Gene Ontology annotation, biological process: defense response. NCBI's taxonomy places the organism in Eukaryota, Viridiplantae, Streptophyta, Magnoliopsida, Solanales, Solanaceae. The transcript has a single exon.